Alosa sapidissima (American shad) is the source of this 789-nucleotide messenger RNA. Its product is annotated as cornifelin homolog B-like. The record is from RefSeq and is a predicted model, not a curated record. NCBI's taxonomy places the organism in Eukaryota, Metazoa, Chordata, Actinopteri, Clupeiformes, Clupeidae. The transcript has 4 exons. The coding region runs from base 108 to 488 and encodes 126 amino acids.
UCCCCCUGUAUAAAUAGUCCCAAACUCACACACCUGCGCUCAGACUUGCUCAUCACCUCCGUCUGUGUCGGUCCUCUUGGAAACCAGCAACCAACCCUCAGGUCAAAAUGUCAAGUAAGAUGGUGAUCCAACAGCCCAAGCCGGUCGUCAUGGUCGCAGGCUCAGACCAGUGGAACUCCAGCAUCUGUGAAUGUGAUAGCCUUCAUGAAUGCUGCUUCUCUGUGUGGUGUUUCCCCUGUUUCGCCUGCAUCACGGCGAGAGAUCACGGCGAGUGUCUCUGUCUGCCACUACUGGAUACUUUUGGUAUCAUCCCUCCAAUCACGAUGGCUAUGAGGGUCUCCAUGCGCAGGCGUUAUAAUAUUGACGACACCAUGUGUAAUGACUGUGUAUACGCCUGCUGCUGUGGGCCCUGCUCCUGGUGCCAGAUGAGGCGAGAGAUGAAGGCUCGUCUGCAUCCUGUCUCCCUGUUCUGCAACAAGUCAGGUUAAUGUACAUGUGGCCACUGCCUCCUCCUCCUCCUCAUCAUCAUCAUCAUCAUCAUUGUCUUCAUCAACAUCCUCAAUUAUUCCAGUCUUCACCAUUGGCCUCAACAUGAUAAUCAUCAUUGUUCAAAUCAAAUCAUCAUCAUCAUCAUCAUCAUCUUCAUCCCUUCCCAUCUUCAUCAUCAUCAUCAUCAUCAUCAUCAUCAUCACAUGCUGAGGACGCUUUGCAUUCUUUUCUGCUCAGGUUCACAUGUCUGUGAAUUCCACCCUUCUAAGAACUCUUAUUGACCAUCGCAUCUCAGUGAGA